UAGGCUUGGCCACCGGCCAAUGAGAAGUCCGAUUACAUCGGCGAACGGGUAGAACGCCGCCGGUCGCCGAUCUAACGUUCGAUCUGAUUGGUCUAAAGGAAAUCCCCUGGGAACCUGAUGACGUUGCGGCCACAUCGGCUGAGUGGAGGUGAGAAAAGACCGACAGCAGGAUGGAGCGGCAUCGUACAGAACUUCGCUGCUAACGCACACUCAGAGGUUACAUGCUUUCAUGUCAGCUUCCAGGUCUUCUAAAGUAGCAUUUGGGGCAGAAAGUAAAGAGAUGUGGUUUUACAGAAGAAUUUCAGUGGACUUCACAGUUAUGAAAACCAAGCUCUUGCAGAGUGAUACAAUGGAUGUUUUUCCAGUAAGCAAGAAAAGUGAGUUUCGUUAAGGAGCAGCUAAGAGCCAAACGGAGUGCGUUGUUUUCUAAAGCACAGCCGCUCUCUUUCUUCCAAGUUCAUCUUUGAGACUUUAGAUAAACUUAAAUCUCUUGGUGGUUUGGAGCUGCUUUCAAAGAUAUAAGUGUAGAACCAUGUUUGCAAAACUAAAAAAGAAGAUUGCUGAAGAGGCAGGCAACACCUCACGUCCCGGUAUGGGACGGAUUCCAAGAUCGGUCAGCAGAGACUCCAUUACAUCAAUAGGAGCUGACUCUGGAGAUGAUAUCGCCUCGGACAGUAGCUGUACGCGAGAGGAUCUGUUGUCUCAGCUGCUACGGCGAAAUGACCAUGUUCGGAAGCUGGAAGUAAAACUGUCAGAUUAUGCUGAGCAGCUGCGAAAUUUGCAGAAGACAAAAGAGAAGCUUGAGAUUGCAUUAGAAAAACAUCAGGAUUCCUCAAUGAGAAAACUUCAAGAACAGAAUGAGGCAUAUCAAGCCAACAGAGCAAAAAUGGCAGAAGGAAUGGCACAAGCCUUGGAAAAGAAGGAUCAGGACUGGAUGCUGAAAGUUUCCAUUCUUGAAAAGGAGAACGCAAUGCUUGAGAAUCAGCUGAAGCAAAUGAAGGAUCACAGUUUAAAUCUGUUCCAGAAACGAGAUGAACAGGAUGAACUGGAUGGAUUUCAGCAGCAAGAACUUGCCAAAGUCAAACAUAUGCUCUUGAGGAAAGAAGAACUGUUGUGCAAUAUUGAAAAGGAACUUGAAGAGCAGAAAAUAGAACUCAAUCAAACCAAAGAAGAGCUGAAGCUCUCCAAUAAGAAAUUCCUAAAUCAAGACGAAAUGCUGGAGCAGCUGCAGGCACUAAAUGCAGAUAUUAGCAAAGAAAGAGAAGAAUUUGAGACUACAAAAGGAACUGCAGAAGGGAAAAUAACAGAGUUAGAAUGCAGAACACAGGAAUUACAGGAUGUGAUUCAGAGACUGUCAGCUGAUUUACAGAAGGCAUCUGCAAUGACAGAAGAGAAGGGAAAGUUUAUAGAGCAUCUGCAAGCAAAAUUAUUUUCCCUAGAAAAACGGUUAGAGGGAAAUUAUUCAGAGGAUGAACAUAUUCAGGAGCUGCUUGAAGAGAAAUCCUGUCUGGAACGGCAACUGGAAGAAACAAAGCAUCAGUUCUUGGAAACUAAGACUAGCUACACUGUGACUGUUAGUACUCUCAAAACACAGAUCAAUGAGUUGGAAGCACAAUUAAAUUUGACCAAGGAAAAGCUAGUGCAGAAUGAAAGUGAUACGAAUGAAAAAGAAGUUCAAUUAAAAAAGCUGCAAGAAGAAAGUGAUGCUGAAAACAAUAGAUUGCAGCAUCAAAUUGCUGUUUUAAAACAUCAGCAUGCAGAAAGGACUAACCGAGUAGAUGCACAAAUUGCUGCUCUUGAAACUGCCCGUGAAUUUGACAAAACAGCUUCACAACACAAGAUAAGCCAAUUCCAAAAGAAAAAUGAAGAACUAAGUGACAGGCUUAAUGAUACAGAAAACACGUUGAGGAAAGUUGAGUGUGAACUGGAAAAAUCAAAGGAAGAAUUAAACAGCAGAGAAACUAUAAGCAUUGAAAUUGCCAAAGCAUUAGAAGAGACCAGGAAGCAGAGGGAAGAAUUGCAGCAUAAGGUUUUACAAUUGACACAAAUGCUGGAUGAAAAAGAUACUUCAGACUUGCAGAAAGAUAAAGAGUUAAUAAAAAUGCAAGAAGAUUUCAAGAAACUUGAGCAAGAUCAUGAAGGUGUGAUAUCACAGAUGAAUCAGCUACAAAUAGAAAGUGAAAAUUUUAAAAGUUCAACAGCAGAAAGAGAAGGGAUAGUUCAGAACCAGUUGAGUGAUCUCGAGUUGCAGUUGAUCGAGAGACAAGAACAUCUGGAAGCCAGUGAGCGGAAGGUGAAUGAUCUGGAAGCAGAGGUGGCAGCUCUCAAUGGACAAUUACAUCCCCCAAAAAAUGAUGGAAAAGAACAAAAUGGAGAUGUGACAGUCUCCUAUACCUUACAGCUUCAACAGGACAACCAAGAUUUGGAACAGCAGUUGAUAGAGAAAAACAAGACUAUUAAACAACUGCUGCAGAGACUAACAGAAUUGAAGAAGACACUGCAGAAAGAAUUGAAAAUGAAACCAGAAUUGGAGCCUGCUGAAGUUCGGGAGAAAUCUUACUUUGAACCACCAACCAGCAUCAGUAAUUCCACCACAGUUGUAAACAAUUCAGAUCUUAAUGACUCCAGGGAGAUAAAUUUUGAAUAUCUUAAACAUGUUCUUCUCAAAUUUAUGUCUGUGCGAGAAUCUGAGGCUUAUCAACUGGUGAAAGCAGUAUCCAUGCUACUUAACUUUACACGUGAAGAAGAAAACUUGCUAAAGGAAUCCUUAGAAUAUAAGAUGUCUUGGUUUGGGUCAAAACCUACUCCUAAAGGUAUUAUACGUCCAUCAAUAACUGGCCGACCUCCCCCUCACUGGCAAUGAACCAAGUGCAGUGUCAGGAAUGUGCACAUUGAAGAAGCUAUCAACAUAAUUCAUUUGAUGAACACUAUAGUUAAUAAGAUAUCCUUAUUAGUGUUUUCAGUCACUGUUAUGACAGUGUUUUAAUACAGGAUUACAGGUUUUCCAGGUGUUUACAAGUAUUUAAUAACUCGUACUUUAUAUUAAUACAGCUUUUAAAUGCAAAUGAAAAUGUUCUCCUAUGGGGAAUGAAAUUCAUUGUGAACAAACAAAUAUUAUGGGUUUGAAAUUCUGUAGUUUCUAAGCAUACAAGUGGAACAAUUCUUUUUGACUCUGUAGCAAUCCUGAGCUGAUUUGAAUGAAACACUGUUUGAAGUGAUAUGCUGUCAUUAUCUGCAUCUUUGCAUAUGUGCUUCUCCUUCAUUGAUAGACAUUAAUGCUUAAAAGUUUUUGCUUCCUCACUGUUAAAGUCAUGCUCUUUCCCAACCAUCCCCAUUGUUACCACAGAGCAGACCGUAACUGAUUUUGAACUCAGUAUCAUGGUCCAAAUAGAACAUAUUUUUAAAUUAUAUUUACAUUUUUAGCUUAAUCAUUUGGUGUCAUUUGGAUUAAUAAAGCUGGAAACCUGCAAGAUAAAUCAUACCAAUAGGAGAUGCCUGAAAACAAGAAACCAAGUUAAAUAUUGCAAUUGGUUUUCUGUGUAUUGGUCCAAAGUAUCACUGUCGUCCAUUUUCUAUGUUUCUCUCAAAUAUUCUAAUAAUUGUAAAAUGAGCGGUUAUUGAUUCAUAACAAAAUUUAGAACCCUUGCAUGUGUUCUUGCUGAUUAAUUGUUAUCAUGUGGUUUUAUUGCAGUUUAAGAAUGCAGUAGUGUUGUGUAAAAAUGCUGGAACAACCAAAAACAAGGGAUUUGAUGCCUAUAUAACAGGAGGCAAGGAUGAUAUAGUUACCUGGGUUAAUGCAUAAGAGAAAACAAAAUUAAACAUUCCAAAGGAGCCUUUAUAAAGGGUACCUGUAUUGUGUAUAGAAAUUAAGAAAGGUUGUUACACAUUGGGACUGGAUGUAAAAAUAGUUGCAUAAAUUAUAUACAGCCUUUCAGAGGUAGAAAAUGUUGCUUUUGAAAUAAUUAUGGUCCAUCAGUAUUUUCUUCAUCCUGCUGUUGUGAAACCAGGAAUUCUUGAAAGCAGGAGCAACAUUGUGUGUAAAUAUAUAUAUAUGUUACAUAUGAACUAAUGCACUUUUAUUUGUAUAAAAAAAUGCUGUUCAGUGUAAUCUUUAUAAAUGCAUCGAUUGGCCUUAGCAACUAAUUUCUCUCCCUUGAUGUUAUAAACCUGGUUUGGAUAAAGCAAGUGAUACUUCAUCUGACCUGUGUUUGCUUGGGAAUGAUUUAUAGGUGCAAUACUUUCCAAUUAAAAUUCGUUUAGACUUGCUGAAAUUGUGGUUGAAUUCUUUGAUUAGGUAAAAUUUCAGUUCUUCAAAAAUGCAGGAACAAUUUCAUGAGGAAAGUAUAUUGAGUUGAGGUUUUCAGUAAAAUUUCAGCUUGUCCACCUCAGUUAGCUUGAAAAGAAGUAUAAGAAGUAGUUCAGAAUGUGUUUGCAAUUUCAAUUGUUGAAAAUGGUACACCAGUCCAUGUCAAUUGACAGGUAAAAAGUGACAAAGGUAUUUGAAUUGCUGUCUUAUAUAUUUUUCUUGCAAGAAUGCACAGAAAUUGAAUAAUCUUUGAAAAAUCAAAUUAUUUCAUAAUUACUGCACCAAAUGCUGAUGCCAAUCUUCUAAAUGUUUUACCUGAGUAAAUGUUAAGGUUUAAAGUCACGUAAAAAUAUUCAGACUAAGUUCACUUACAUUAGAAAGAAGCUUUAAUUGGUUCAGACUGAAAGACCAUCUUUAGUUUCCAUAGAAUAAUGGCAGAAGCAAAGUAAUAAUUUCAUCCUAACCAAAUGGCAUGUUUUUUAAAACUUGUGGCAGUGCUGCAAUUGACUUCAGUUAUUUUAUGUGACUGCAGUAUCUCACUAUUUUAUUGACUAGCUUCCUAGUAAUAAUGCUUUUGAAAUUCAUUUUGACAGUGAGAAGUUGCAUGGAAUAUUUGAGUGCUGCAGCUGCCAUCCUGGCUUGUUUUUGAACAUUCAAGCACUAACGAAAAAUCUACACAAACCUACAGGCCAAACUUCUGCAGGUUGUGUAUAAUUCAAAUCCCAGUGAGAUCAGUGUAAUUUUACCUUGACUGACCCAAGUUUUGUUAUCCAUCUCCCAGACCACAUUAUUAGAGUUUAAGCCAACAAAAUGCAAUUAUUCUUGCUUGAAGUAGGUUACCUACUUAGACAGUGGAAGUAAAAACUGGGUUAUCUUUUUUUCUUGACAAGCUGUCAAAGAUUGCAUGAGGAGUUAUUAUAAUUAAUUCUUUCACAAAUUUAAUGUGCUUAUGAGAUGGAAAUGUAAAAAUUUAAGAAUGAAUAGGUAUAGGAAUCAAUUUAAAAUAUUAAUAAAUUACCUAACUUUAUACAAGGUGGUCAUAAGGACCUGGGCUUUCAAUGAAAUUCUAAAUGUAUCAUACUAUUCAAAUAUUGUAAAUUGUGGUACUAUGUAGUUAAUCUGGACUGGACCUGAAAAACCUGCUGAGACUUGUAUUUGCAUAAACAUUUAAGGACAAA
Chiloscyllium plagiosum (whitespotted bambooshark) is the source of this 5484-nucleotide messenger RNA. RefSeq names its product golgin A1 (gene golga1). NCBI's taxonomy places the organism in Eukaryota, Metazoa, Chordata, Chondrichthyes, Orectolobiformes, Hemiscylliidae. The record is from RefSeq and is a predicted model, not a curated record. Gene Ontology annotation, cellular component: Golgi apparatus.